This is a messenger RNA of Endocarpon pusillum Z07020, 1509 nucleotides long. RefSeq lists its product as uncharacterized. Gene Ontology annotation, molecular function: transmembrane transporter activity. The coding region runs from base 1 to 1509 and encodes 502 amino acids. The record is from RefSeq and is a predicted model, not a curated record. The transcript has 5 exons. Gene Ontology annotation, biological process: transmembrane transport. Gene Ontology annotation, cellular component: membrane. Lineage: Eukaryota; Fungi; Ascomycota; Eurotiomycetes; Verrucariales; Verrucariaceae.
AUGAGACGUCCGAGUCUUUCAGAUGCAAGAGACGCGAAGGACGUCGCCGCUUCGAUCGUGCCGGAGUAUGCUCAAUCAUGGGACCCCGUGGUCGAAAGGAGGGUGGUGCGCAAGAUAGACAUGAUUCUCAUGCCGUUCAUGUGGAUCGGCUACGGGCUGGUUUACUAUGAUAAAGCCAUCCUCGGCGGCGCCGCCGUCUUCGGCAUGACGAGCGACCUCUCCCUCCGGACCAUCACCUCCCCACCCUCCCUCAACCCGCCGGUCAUCUCCACCACGCGCCUCUCCUGGGCAACGUCGCUCUUCUACUUCGGCAUGCUCGCCGGUCUCUACCCGCUCACCUACCUCUUCCAACGCUUCUCGCUCGGCCGCGUCCUCUGCGUCAUCGUCGUAGCCUGGGGCGGCAUCGCCAUGCUAACCGCCGCCGUCACCAGCUACCGCGGCCUGUUCGCCCAGCGCUUCUUCCUCGGCUUCACCGAGAGCAUCAUGCCGACCGCCUUCAUGGUGGUGGUGAGCGGCUACUACACCCAGGCCGAGCAGACGAUGAGGCAGAGCUGGUGGUACUCCGCCACGGGCGGGUGGACGGUGAUUGGCGCGGCGUUGAAUUACGCAUUUGCAAACAUCACCGGCGGAGCGUUGACGAGGUGGCAGUACCUGUAUCUGCUUGCCGGCGCCAUCACGGUGCUGUUCGGCGUGUGCUGUUUCUGGUUGCCGAAUUCGCCGGCCAGUGCGUGGUGGUUUGAUGACGAGGAGAAGGUUGUGGCGAUUGAGAGGUUGAGGAUGGGCCAGAUGGGGGUCAGGUGCCAGAAGCUGAAGUGGGGCCAGAUACUCGAAGCGGUGCUGGAUCCGAAGUGUUGGAUUCUCGGGGUUAUGAUGGGCGCCGCGUAUACGGUGAACGGUGCAGUUACUGGGUUUGGACCGCUUAUCGUUUCUACUUUUGGCUAUACUGCGUUCGAGGCUCUGCUGUGGCAGAUGCCGCUGGGAGCUGUCUGCUUUGUGUCGAUACUUCUUACCGGGUAUUUGAGCUUGAAGGUGCCCAAUAUUCGCUUGAUUAUGCUGAUGACAUGCUGUCUGCCGGUCAUUGCCGGUUGUGCGAUGAUAUGGAAGAGCACUUGGUCUCACCAUGCUGCUACGCCUAUCGCUGGCUACACGGUCAUCGGCUUCUUUGCGCCCGUGACAAGUUUGACUGUGAGUACCGGUAUGGCUAAUGUGGCUGGGGCUACCAAGAAGAGCUACAUGGCAGCGAAUAUUUUCGUUUUCUACUGUGUUGGCAAUAUUGUGGGUCCUCAGCUUGUCAAGUCCCAGACCUUGCAACGUCACUAUCCUGAGCUGUGGCUUGGUAUCAUAAUCAGCUAUUGCCUUGUGAUCGUGCUGGCUGUCACGUUGAUGUUCAUCCUUCGGCGUGAAAACAUGCGAAGAGAGCGAAUGCAACUUGACGAAAAGGAGGCGGAAAAGACCGCCUUCGAGGAUUUGACGGAUAAGGAGAAUCCACAUUUCCGAUAUGUAUAUUGA